UGACUGUGAAAUGAGUACCCAACUUACCAAUAAAACAAUAAUGAAAGCUAUUAGAACCUUUUCUGUAUUUGAAUAUAAAGGACCCACUUCACAAUAUGACAUAACAAAAUUGGAAAAGUAGGAAACAGCUUGGAAACGUAUAUGCAUAUCAUGUUGGCUUGUUAGGCUCCAUAUUAGUGUUUGUACCUUUGAAUAAAAUUGUACAAUGUCGUGAAACAGCUUGGAAGCAUCGUGCAAAUGGUGGGAAACAGCUUGGAAGCAUCGUGCAAAUGGUGUUGUACAGAUCGACCUCAAGCACUAUAUAUCUGUGUAUGUGGUGCUCUUAAGAGUAUAUUUUCCAUUAGAGAAACUCAAUUUUAUUUUGUGAGAGAAAUUACAAUGAGAAACUUUAAUAUUCUUAUAUUCCAUGCAUUGUUGGUGUUGUUCUCCAUUGUCGGGUUCAACUCAGCAACAGAGAAUCAAAAAAUGAUAUGUAAAGAGAUUGAGAGACGUGCGCUCCUCAAGUUCAAACAAAGUCUUCAAGAUGAGUUUGGCAUGCUGUCUACAUGGAAGGACAAUCCAAAUGCAGAAUGCUGCAAAUGGAAAGGAGUUCAAUGCAACAAUCAAACCGGCUAUGUUGAAAAGCUUGAUCUACAUGGUUCUGAUGUUCAACAUCUGAGCGGUGAAAUCAAUCUUUCAAUAACUGAGCUACAACAUCUAAAAUAUCUAGACCUCAGUUAUUUGAAUACUAGCAGUCAAAUUCCAAAAUAUAUGGGCUCUUUGAGUAACUUAAGAUAUCUUGAUCUCUCAAAUGGUGGUUAUUAUGGGAAGAUUCCUUCUCAAAUUGGGAAUCUCUCACAAUUGCAACACCUUCAGCUUUCUUAUAACUUGUUAAGUGGCACCAUUCCCGAUGAUUUUGGCAACCUAAAGCAUUCACUUGUGUAUCUUGGUCUCUAUUCCAACCACCUAGAAGGCAAUAUCCCAAAAUCCAUUGGGAAUAUAUGCACAUUGGAGGAAUUUGACGCUGAUUGGAACCAGUUGAGUGGAGAGAUUUCAGAUUUUAUGAGCCAUAGUAACAAUUCCCACUGCAUUGGAAAUGUUUCCUCAUUGCAAGUGCUCUCGUUAAAGUAUAAUCAGAUUUCAGGUAUGUUACCCGACCUUUCAAGCCUCACAUCUUUGAGGGAAUUGCAUCUGGAUGGCAAUAAAUUAAACGGAGAAAUACCCACAACCAUUGGGUCGCUUAAGGAGUUAGAGUAUUUGAUGCUAUUUCGUAACUCUUUUGAAGGCAUCCUCUGUGAAUCCCAUUUCAUUAACAUCUCCAAAUUGAAAUACCUAGAUUUGAGUUAUAACUCGUUGACUAUCAAAGUUAAUGAUGAUUGGGUUCCUCCUUUUCAAUUACGAGGUUUGGAUCUAUCAUCUUUGAAUUUCAAUUCUAGAUUUCCUAAUUGGCUUCAAACACAAAAUAACUUAUCCACUCUUUCCCUUUCAAAAGUCAGUAAUCUACCUCCAAUACCUAUUUGGUUUUGGGGAAAAUUGCAAACACUAAAUGAGUUGACCAUUUCAAAAAACAAUCUUACUGGAAAGAUUCCCAAUUUGGGACUCAAUCUUACCAACAAUUAUGCUUUUAUUGAUUUGAGUUCAAAUCAAUUUCAAGGUUCCAUUCCUUCUUUUUUAGUGCAAGCAGGAGCACUAAAUCUUUCCACUAAUAAGUUUUCAGAUUUAGUUCCCUUACUGUGCAACAAAAGUAAUCCAAGCAUUUUGGGAUAUUUGGAUAUAUCACACAAUGAAUUAACGGGAGAGUUGCCUAAUUGUUGGAAUAAUUUAACCUCCUUACAAUAUGUUGACCUGAGUAAUAACAAGUUGUCAGGAAAGAUUCCGUUCUCAAUGGGUGCCCUUGUUAACAUGGAGGCUUUGAUUUUAAGAAAUAAUAAUUUGAGUGGACAACUUACUUCCUCAUUGAGGAACUCAGACAAGCUGGCGAUGGUGGAUCUUGCAGGAAAUAAUUUUGAUGGUCCAAUACCUUCAUGGAUUGGAGACGGUUUACACCAAUUACUAAUCUUAAGUCUGAGGUUCAAUAAUUUCAGUGGGAGUCUACCUUCAAAUCUGUGUUAUUUGAAAAAACUUCACGUCUUGGAUCUCUCACUAAACAACUUAUCAGGUGGAAUUCCAUCAUGUGUGAAAAAUUUUACUUCAAUGGCUAAGAAUACUAUUAGCUCAAAUUCAUUUCAUUUAUAUUACUUCAAUGCCACUGAUAGUGAGAUCGGUGGCAUUGUAUAUGAUUUUGACAUAUCCUUGAUGUGGAAAGGUGUAGACCAACGUUUCCAAGAUGCAGAUAAGCUUUUAAAAAGCAUUGAUCUCUCAAGCAAUCAUCUUACAGGGGAAAUACCAACUGAAAUGGAGUACUUAUUUGGAUUGAUUUCCUUAAAUUUGUCGAGGAACAAUCUCAGUGGGGAAAUCAUUUCAAACAUAGGAAACUUCAAAUCACUUGAAUUUCUUGAUCUGUCGAGAAAUCAUCUGUCAGGCAGAAUCCCUUCCAGUCUAACUCACAUUGAUCGUCUUACUAUGUUGGAUUUAUCAAACAAUCAGCUCUAUGGAAAAAUUCCAAUUGGAACACAGCUGCAGAGCUUUCCUGCUUCGAGUUUUGAAGGGAAUUCUUAUCUAUGUGGAGAACCCCUUGAUACAAAAUGUCCAGGAGAAGAACCGACAAAAUCACAAGUGUCAACAACAAAUGGAGGAGAUGAGAGUUCAAUAUUUUUGGAAGCAUUUUACAUGAGCAUGGGGAUAGGAUUCUUCACUGGAUUUGUUGGCUUGGUAUGCUCAAUAUUGUUACUACCUUCUUGGAGAGAAACUUACUCCAAAUUCUUGAACACUUUGAUAUUGGAAGUCUUGAAGUGGUGGAAGCAGUGAAUGUACCAAUCUAGUUGCUCUAAAAUGGAUGAAUGAUGAGCAGGAUCUCCUGUUCCUGAUGUAUGUGAUGAUUACUAGGCUAAGCCAACUCUUCCCAACUGCAAGUCUGCAACCAUGCAUGAUUUUACACAGAGAGAAGCUCUUAGUUCUUCCGCCAGUACUUAACUUGAUCAGUAUCAAUAUGUGUAACUAUUAGAAUAUAUAACUUAAUCUAGAGUUAGUAAGUAGUGUAAAAAUUAGUUAGAGUUUAUUAUUCUAUUAGUUACUGAUGUGUACACAUUUCAUCAUCUUUCAAUCAAUAAUUCAAUAUGAACCCUAAAGAUUUUUCUUUCA
This is a messenger RNA of Trifolium pratense (red clover), 3219 nucleotides long. RefSeq names its product receptor-like protein EIX2. The transcript is spliced from 2 exons. The record is from RefSeq and is a predicted model, not a curated record. Lineage: Eukaryota; Viridiplantae; Streptophyta; Magnoliopsida; Fabales; Fabaceae. Gene Ontology annotation, molecular function: protein binding. The coding region runs from base 238 to 2886 and encodes 882 amino acids.